This is a messenger RNA of Phyllostomus hastatus (greater spear-nosed bat), 552 nucleotides long. RefSeq names its product TAFA chemokine like family member 4 (gene TAFA4). Lineage: Eukaryota; Metazoa; Chordata; Mammalia; Chiroptera; Phyllostomidae. The transcript is spliced from 4 exons. Gene Ontology annotation, biological process: phagocytosis; macrophage chemotaxis. Gene Ontology annotation, molecular function: receptor ligand activity. The record is from RefSeq and is a predicted model, not a curated record.
AUGAGAGUCUAUGUGAAGUCAGUGUCACUAUUUCAAUGGCUCUUUCUGUUGUACAUGUUAAUGGUCUGCUGUAAGCUGAUGUCUGCCUCAAGCUCGCACCCCUGGGGACAUGCAGGUUAGCACCAAAUCAAGCAGGGGACCUUUGAGGUGGUUGCUACACACAGGUGCUAUAACAAAACCCACAUAGAAGAGCAGUCACAAACAGUCAAGUGUUCUUGCUUCCCAGGAUAGGUUGCUGGUACAUCUUGGGCUCAGCCUUCUUGUGUUGAAGCUUCCAUCAUGAUUCAGAAAUGGUGGUGUCACAUGAAUCCUUGUUUGGAAGAAGAGGAUUGUAAAGUGCUGCCAGAUAACUCAGGUUGGUCCUGUAGCAGUGGCAAUAAAGUCAAAACUACAAAGGAGGAAGUGGAAUCUGCUCCCUCCUACCUUGAUGCCAUCUUCAGUCCCAGUUAUGACCUUUUUGAGGAAACCUGGUUCAUUGGUAGCAAUUUGAAUAAAGGCAUUAGCAACUGCAGUACGAUUAUCUUUGCUCUGGCAGCAGAAGCCACAGAGUGA